CACUCUGGUAAGACUGAAGUGGAUAGGCAUAUAAUGAAGAGGAGUCAUUGACGUAAUUACAACGGCAGGUGGUGGCACAUUGAUUUUAUCAAGCUCUUCCAAACCCUUGAAGACCAUUGAUCUAUAAAAGGGAUAAAUUCCAUGUGAAGGCAGAAUGCAGACACGAAAAUAGGAACACCUUGGAUUUGUUUUUGCAGCAGCUGAACACCUUACGGGGUAUCUCUCAUUAUGAGAGCAAUGACACAAUUUUCUCUUCUUUUUUUCUUAAGACAAUAAAUCUGACUUCAAGAUGUCAGAGGAAGAAGAUUCUUUUCUGAAUGUUAAAAGAUCCCUGAAAAAGAGAAUGGUGAAACACAGUACUCCAGUGGACUCGAUGCUUUCAAGAACAAUGACAUCUCUUACAGAUCUGACAAAUCAGUCAAUCAAGGACCAAGAUACCAGUAAGAGAGUUUAUGGAUCUCCAGUGCCAAAAUCAAAUCGAAGUAGAUCAUUAUCUCAAGUGUCAUUAGUAGGUGUUGAAGCAUAUAUCCCUCAUAUUUCCCCAAAAAGGCUUUCAACGGUGUUUGACUCACAAGAAUUAAACAAAGAGAUAAGCCAAAGCUCUCGGGUUGUAUUUUCUAGAAGAAGACUUUCCACAGUGUUGGCCUCUGGAGAAUCAAAUGAAGAGCCAAGUGACAAAGUUGACCCAAACAUGGAAACUGAAGCUCCUACCAAAGCAUCUGAGGAGGCUGCAGUAACUCCCAAGAGUGGACCCUCAUGGCCUGUUACUGGAAUACCAGGGAUAAAAGACCUCCCAAUAGUAAAACCAAGAAAGAAGAAAAUUUAUAAAGCUCUUGUGAGAAAGAAACAAAGAGAAUGGGUGCUUCGUCAGCUUAAAAACAUUGAGGAAGCAACUGAACAUGAACUGACAAUUGAAGAAGCUUGAUUGAACUACCUAUGAAACUAGGACUAUCCCAUCCUUCCUGUGGGAAUAGCUGGUUUCAGUAAAUCACACACCUGACUAUAGUGCCUGUUAGACUUCCUCUUUCCUUCCAAAAUUUUCUUUGUUGUUUGUUUUGCGACUCUUUUUGCCUCUAAAAUCUAACAGGAGUUGAGUACAAAUUAAGAAGUUCCUCUGCAUGACAGCCAAUGUUAAUUUAUAAUGGCUGAAGGCCUGGAACAAAGGAGGGAGAACUUUAUAUAAGAAUCAUUCCUCACCCUGCCACAGCUCUUUCUGACUGUACUUUUUUGUGUAGUGUUCAAAUCUGGUAAGGUUGCUGAUGUUCCUUAAGUGACAAAGUCUUGGUGGCCAUAUAGAGUGCAAUCAUGGUUAGCCAAAGGAGAAUCCCCUCAUCUAAAGAGUAAUCAAAACUGAUGCAAUCAGGAAUGUUUUUUACUGCUAGCUGGGGAGAUGAGGAAAUAGUGAGAGGCACAAAGGAGGGAAGUUAGCCUCUAGGGAUUACUAAUUACAGUUUGUUUUGAAGUUUUGAUUCAAAAUUAGUUUACCCCAGCCCUGGAUUGUAGAUGCAUCUCACUGUUGCAUUGGAGGUCCUUAAUGCUCAGCUGUGUGUGUUGGGGGGGGGGUAUGGGUUUUCUGUUUUUCUCUAGAGCUGCUGCAUGUGGGGAAGAAGGGUGUCUCCCUGACAACUGUGUUGGAAAAAUGGCAAUUUAGCUC
This is a messenger RNA of Phalacrocorax carbo (great cormorant), 1654 nucleotides long. NCBI's taxonomy places the organism in Eukaryota, Metazoa, Chordata, Aves, Suliformes, Phalacrocoracidae. The record is from RefSeq and is a predicted model, not a curated record.